Molecule: messenger RNA, 1412 nt
Organism: Chara braunii
Lineage: Eukaryota; Viridiplantae; Streptophyta; Charophyceae; Charales; Characeae
Source: the annotation of a GenBank genome assembly
GAAGCAAGAAGAUAUUUCCAACCUGAACCAGCUCUACCAGAGCUUGCAGUCAGAGAUGAAUGGAAUCCAGCAGAAGCUCAAUGGCAGCUUACGAGGAACUGGCAGCAUGGAAGACAACUUUCUCUGCCCCAUGCUACUACUCCCAGGUUGAUGCCUACAUUCGUUUUCUCGAGAUCAACACGAACUACUCCUACUUCCGCAUUGGCAAAACUUUUGCCGCAGACUUCAGUUCAAGGGUGACAUCAGUGGCUAAGGACUGCAUCGAACCUCUCAUUACCAAGCCCGUCAAGCAAUUACUAGACAAGGCCAUCAGGAAGGGCAUGAAAAAAGUUGUACUAAUCAUCAAGUCGGAGUAUAACUACUGCAUGAGCCUCGUCAGACGAGAUGCUCACAGGAGGGACUACAAACGGAGGGAGGAAUCACCUCCGCCAGGCAGCGAUAAGAUUCUGAACACGGUAGCAGAGCUCGGUAAGUCUGUAGCCGCAAUGAAGGAUUUCUACGACGAGGCUUGCAAAAAGAGGGAAGAGAAGACACGGCGGAAGCUCGAGAUGAAGGAAGCGAAGGAGCGAGAGGCAACCGAAAGGGAGAAGGCGGAGCAGAAAGCAAGGAAGACGUUAGAAAAAAGAAGAUGGGAAGCUGAACUUGAGGCCGAACGAAGGGCAAAACUUCAAAAGGAUACUGAUAUCCAUGUGGCGAUCCGGCUGAGUGAGAUGGAGGAAAAUUUCUUCGCUAAGAUGAUGGUUCAUAUUCAUUAUCCGAGGAGAUGGAGUACAGCCGAACUGGGCGUGACAUGGAACCGGAAGGACCGGCUGAAUAGAGAAGUGAUACGAUGGUUGCAAUCCUUGGACUUGUCACAUUCAGUCAAGAACAUACGACGGGAGGCAGCUAAUGGGUUCCUUGUUGCAGAAAUACUCAGCCGGUAUUAUCCACAAGACAUCCUACUGCAUAGUUUUGAUACUGGCGCUGCAAUGGUUCGCAGAAUGAAUAACUGGGCUCAGCUUGUAAGAUUCUUCUCUCGAGCUGGCUGGACUAUUUCGCUGAAGAUGAUCAACGGCACAAUGAAUGCGCACGCCGGAAGCGCUGUUGCUCUUAUUGAGACGCUUUACGUCAUCUUGACAAAACGCAAGUGAGUCAAACUACGUCUGUCCUAAGUGAACCAACUGAGUUAAACUUUGUCAGACGCUGUGGUAAACUCAGUGAAACUAACUGAGUUAAACUAUGUUAAACUAUGUCAGAGUCUGUGAAGCAAGUGAGUUAAACUCUAUGGGUCCUAGUAGGUGAAGCAAGUGAGUUAAACUAUGUAUGGGUCCUAGUAAGUAAAACAACUGAGGUAAACUGUGCAUGGGUCCUAGUAAGUAAAACAACUGAGGUAAACUCUGUCUGUGCUAAGUAAGUAAAACACAGUUACUGAG